CGUUCAACAGCUCAAGUGCGCACAUCGUUUUCAGAAAGCAGUCGGCGAGAGGAAUUUCUGAGAAGUGCUAGUCUUGCACUUUUUUGUUUUUACAACAUGGAUGGAUCCGAUUUGAUGGACUUUUUCGACUUUUCGAAAGAUUUUAAGCGUGGUCCAGUAGUUAAAGGCUGCAUAACUGGCGAUCCAAAUAUACUCGCUUUGGAAACUCAAGAUUCCAAGCCCAUUAAACGCGAGAUUGUCGGUACAGAUUAUGUUAAUGAAAUCGUCGAAAAAGAGAAGGAACUUAUGAACAAACUAAGCAGCGAUGGACCAAGUUCUAAGCGCAACAAAACACUCGAUGAUAUUGAGAGCGACGAUGACGACGAUGAAAUUGAGGAAUUGCCCCGCGUACGCUCAGAUGAAGAGUACUAUGCAAAGUAUCGUUUUGAUUUGAAUCGCAACAAGAAUCUGCCAAUUUAUGCACAGCGCGAAGAGAUUGUGGCAGCCAUCAACGAUAAUCCCGUUGUUAUAUUGAAAGGAGAGACUGGCUGCGGCAAGACAACUCAGGUGCCGCAAUAUAUUUUGGAUGAAGCCUUCAAACGGCGCGAAUUUUGUAAUAUAGUUGUAACACAGCCCCGUCGUAUUGCUGCCAUCUCGAUUUGUAAGCGUGUUUGCCAAGAACGGCAAUGGCAACCGGGAACUGUGUGCAACUAUCAGGUUGGCCUGCAUCGUUCGUCCAAUUUGGAAGACACUCGACUGUUGUAUUGCACCACAGGUGUAUUAUUGAACACUCUCAUACACCAGAAGACACUCACCCAUUACACUCACAUUAUUCUGGAUGAGGUGCACGAACGAGAUCAGGAUAUGGAUUUUUUGCUGAUUGUUGUACGUCGCCUGCUGGCGCUCAAUUCCCGACAUGUUAAAGUCAUCCUGAUGUCCGCCACAAUUGAUACGCGCGAGUUCUCAAAAUAUUUUGCUACCAGUACAUCGUUUCCGCCCGUGGUAACCGCAAGUCACGGCCGAAAGUAUCCGCUGGUGAAAUUCUAUCGCGAUCAACUCCAAAAUAUUCAUUGGAUGGAUGAACCGCCACAGAGAGAGCCCGGCAUAACAGACGACGGCUAUGAUGAUGCCGUUAAAAUGCUCCUGAUCAUUGAUAAUAUGGAACGCAAGGCGGCUGAAACAUCACAGCAGUCCUAUGAGGAGGCAAUGCGCAUUGGAGCAGUGCUCAUAUUUCUGCCUGGCAUUCAUGAGAUUGAUACCAUGACAGAUCAUAUUAACGCCGUCGUAGACAGAAAUCCCAGCAUGAAAGUGACCAUUGUGCGCUGUCACUCCUUGAUGUCGCCAGAUUCUCAGGAAGAAGUUUUCCAACCGCCACCAACUGGUCAUCGCAAGAUAAUACUGACUACAAAUAUUUCCGAGAGCUCUAUAACCGUACCAGAUGUGUCCUAUGUGAUUGACUUUUGCUUGACGAAAGUUCUUUACACCGAUUCGGCUACCAAUUUCAGCAGCCUGCGCUUGGAAUGGGCCUCUAAAGUAAACUGCCGCCAACGUGCUGGACGCGUUGGACGCCUACGAAGUGGACGUGUUUAUCGCAUGGUAACCAAAGAUUUUUAUAUUAACGAAAUGAAAGAAUUUGGUGUGCCCGAAAUGCUUCGUUCGCCUCUUCAAGCUUCCGUACUCAAAGCUAAGGAACUCGAAAUGGGCAUGCCAACGGAAAUUUUAGCCUUGGCAAUGUCGCCACCAAAUCUAUCGGACAUACACAACACAGUGCUGAUGUUAAAGGAAGUUGGAGCCCUUUACACUACAGUGGAUGGCGUUUACGAGGAUCUCGACGGCGAUCUUACCUAUUGGGGUACAAUUAUGUCCAAGCUACCUCUUGAUGUGCAUUUGAGUCGACUCAUCAUACUUGGCUAUAUCUUUAAUUGCCUGGACGAGGUCAUAAUCAUCGCUGCUGGUAUGAAUGUACGGGGUUUGUUUCGAUCCGGCAAACACUUGAAUGAUGCAUUUUGGAUGCAUUACAUAUUUGCCGAUGGUUCAGGCUCGGACUUAGUUGCCAUUUAUCGUGUGUAUAGGAUCUAUCUGAGCAUGUGUCAGGAUCGAAUGCUCACAGAGUCGGCACGGCAAUGGGCUCGUCGAUUUAAUGUUAACCUACGCUCGCUCAAGGAGAUGCAUUUAAUGGUACAGGAACUGCGCCAACGCUGCGUGCGUCUUAAUCUACAGUCUAUGCCCUUUGAAGCCUGCCAGCCGUGGAAUGAUCGCGAAAAGGCGAUAGUCUUGAAGGUGAUCAUUGCCGGCGCAUUCUAUCCCAAUUAUUUUAUGCGCACUAACAAAGUUAAUGAGGAUUACGAUCGCGACAUAUACCACGCUAUUUGUGGCAAGGAUCCGUGUCGCACAGUCUUCUUUACAAAUUUUGAUCAACGCUACUUGGGUGAACUUUACACGCGUCGCAUCAAGGAACUCUUUGCAGAGACAAAAAUUAAACCGGACAAAAUUGAUGUCACUUUUCAACAUGGAUCGGAAAAGAUAUUUGUGACUUUCAAACAGGACGAAGAUGAGAGUGAAACCGCAAAUACAAUUCAAGUACCAGGUCGUGUUAUGACUGAGGUCUACAAAGCAGUUCGCAUGCGUUUUCAAAAUGUUAAUCGUCGACUGCUUGUAAUGGAACAAGACUAUGCCCUUAAUUAUGUGCGGCAACGUCAGAUUGGUGUAGUCAAUCACUGUGUCUGGGUUCCACCAUCAAAGGAAUGGAAUGUGGAGCUCCUUACCUUGCCUUCUGUCUUUGAUAAGACUCUCACAGGCAACAUUUCGCAUAUUGUGAACUGCGGAAAAUUUUACUUCCAGCCAUGUGUGAUGACUGAGCGUAUUAGAAGUAUGACGGAGAUAUUUAAUGACCCACAACAUCUAAAAUGUCUCGUGAAGAGAGCGAGCGUCAUUACCAAAGGUCUAAUGUUGCUGGGACAACGGGAGCACGUAUUUCAGCGUGCAGUGGUAGUAAAAGUGGAGACUCAGACAAGAGAGGAUCCGAAAUUUCGUGUGCGUUUUAUUGAUUAUGGCGAUACUGCAUUUUUAUCCAUGAAUCAGCUACGUUUAAUGCCAAAUGAGCUAGAACAUGAAUUUCAGCAACUGCCACCACGAAUGUUUGAAUGCCGGCUCGCUUUGGUGCAGCCAUCGUCGGUGUCAAGCGUCUAUAAUCGUUGGCCGGAGAAGGCUGAUGAAAUGUUACGCUCUCUGUCCAAAUGCGGCUCCAUCGAGUUGGAGAUUUACUCAUUGGUUGACAACGUGGCCGCUGUCAUAAUACAUAUGCGCGACGGCAUUCUUAACGAGAAACUGGUGGAGCGUCAACUGGCUCGACGUGCUGACGAGGACUAUAUGUCUCGAAAGGAUCACGAUUUUCGUACACGCAAACAGGAAAGCAAGCGGUUUGUGACCUUUACAGAACAGCGGAACAUUAAUGAGCAUUAUUUGCGCUUCGCUCAACAACCAGUGGAUGUGGACUUGGAACCACCGCCUCUGAAUAAAUGCAACCGAAAUAUAUGCAUUAAAGGUCCAUUCAGUCCAUUAGAGACAAGCUUAAGCUCCAUGAUACGCAUUGGCAUGUAUAAGUCAGUCUCAAUUGAUCGAGAUUCGGUUAAUGCCGUGCUUUUGGAUUCCGACCCACAAGACCGUCACGAUCAGAUUGUGGUGGCUGCUUCGGUGGCCGAGAGUGGUGGUGAACAUUUGAUUGCCCGGGGCACAACGUUGAUGCCAAAUAUCCAUGGCUUUGGUGCACUAAUGACAAUGCUUUUUUGCCCCACCAUGCAAAUCAAAUGCAAUAAAGAGCACUCGAAGUACGUUUGUCUGUUGGCCGGACUGGGGUACAAUCCAAAAACUAUGGAGCCAUACUAUGAAGAGCAUGACAUGAUAGUCAAUUUGGAUGUCUGUAUACUCAAGGAUGACAUUCGUAUUAUAAACCAAAUGCGUUAUACUAUGGAUGGUUUUCUGUUUAACUAUGAUGCUAAUGAAUUGCCCUCAGCAGGAGUUCAAAAUCGAGUUGUCUUCUUUAAUAAUCUGCGCUCUUUGCUUACAAGACUACUCAGCAAGGAUCGAAGUUUUAUUGAACGUCAUGUAUCGAGUUCUGAAUACGUUUGGGAGAAUAUGGAUGAUAUGGAGCCUCCCUCAGAACCAUUUGGUAAGCGUGCCAUUUUUCCGUUGCAUUGCUCCCACUAUCUGGGGAACGAAGACAUGAGCAACUUGAUGGCUUUAAAAGCAAAUUGCAAGGAGCUUUAUGAUUGGCGACACUUUGAUGGCACUAUGACAACCAAGACUUGCAGAUUGUGCAACCAAACUCUAGAGAGCGUCGACCAGUUGCGUUUACAUUUGCUAACCCAGCUGCAUCGCGAUCGUGAGAAGCAAAUUGGCUGGAAGGAGCAGUAAAAUAUCUAUACAUAUAUUCAGUUAAUUUCCCUUUGAAGCCCAACAUUACAAUGAGCUUCACAUUUAAUCUUUUUUGAAAUGGAUUUCUUUAGUUUAUGUGCUAGAAUUUUCAAAAAAUUAACUUAAACAAAUCAAAGGACAAACAACGAAGAGAGAGACAUUAAGUUAUCUAUUUUGAAAGUGAUUUCUAUAGUUUACAUAUUAUGCCUUAAUCGCAAAAAUGUAUAUAUAGUUGACAUUGAAUUAAGUUGAACAAUUAUUAUUUAUGCCAAAAAUUUACUUGAAAAUGCAAAGUACAAACAAACUAGA
Messenger RNA from Drosophila innubila, 4701 nucleotides. It is a transcript of the gene spn-E, whose product is annotated as probable ATP-dependent RNA helicase spindle-E. The coding region runs from base 97 to 4392 and encodes 1431 amino acids. Gene Ontology annotation, cellular component: intracellular anatomical structure. The transcript is spliced from 11 exons. The record is from RefSeq and is a predicted model, not a curated record. Gene Ontology annotation, molecular function: RNA binding; ATP binding. Lineage: Eukaryota; Metazoa; Arthropoda; Insecta; Diptera; Drosophilidae.